Molecule: messenger RNA, 912 nt
Organism: Botrytis deweyae
Lineage: Eukaryota; Fungi; Ascomycota; Leotiomycetes; Helotiales; Sclerotiniaceae
Exons: 3
Coding region: 1-912 (303 amino acids)
Source: RefSeq, a predicted model, not a curated record
AUGGUCGCAACUGCUCGUACCGCGCUACUUAGUUCCCUCGUUAGCAUUGUCGCUGCGCAAUCGGUCAAUCUCUUCAUCCCAGAAUAUGGACAAGACGAUGUUGUCGCUCAGAUUGUCGGUGAGAAUGCCGAAGCAACGACAUACCUCAUUGCAUGCGCUCCUGCAGUCUACACAACCGUAGCCUGUAUCCACCGUAACGGACCUGGUCGUGAUGGAGGACCUCCUAACUGCGACGGUCCUGCAUCUUAUAAUGUUGUUGAUUUGAACAGAUGCUUUCUUACUGCAGGAGCAACUGUGGUUGAGGGACCAUCCACCGUCGUUUUCAUAAAACCUGGCGACGAUAGCCAAACAUGGAAUUGUGCGGCUGAUGGCACGGUAUCUGCUGUCUGCACACACAAUUAUAGAACGAAUAUAUACACCGAGACGAUGACGGGAGCUGACUAUACGUUCAUUCCAGUUCCUUUGACUACUGGUCUAGUCGUCAAUGGUGUCGUACCGACCUCGAUUAUCCAACCUGCUCAAGCAAGCACGACAAGCAUUGUAUACAGUACAUCUUCUAGCCCGAGCAGCCUCCCGUCAUCUUCAACAUCAAUACACACGAUAAGCAGCUUACCGACCAUUACGCCAAUUGCUACAAUACGCACAAGUAUAACCACCAGGACCACCUCAAGCAUCGAACAGCAGAGCAAUAGUAGUAGCGCAAGAUCAAGCAGCUUUGGAGCCGGAAGUGUCAGCUCAAUCAGUGGAAAUAAUACCGCGACCUCAACGACAGUCCCAGCCGCUACAGGCGUUUCCAACACAACUAGUCCUACCCCUAUCGUUUCCCAAAUAAGCAACGGCGCGUCGGCUUUUGGUUGGUGGAAAAUGGGUUCUGCCGUUGUAGCGGUCUUGGCUGGUAUAGCUAUGCUUUGA